This is a messenger RNA of Zingiber officinale, 588 nucleotides long. Its product is annotated as F-box/LRR-repeat protein At3g48880-like. The record is from RefSeq and is a predicted model, not a curated record. The transcript is spliced from 3 exons. Bases 1 to 588 code for a protein of 195 amino acids. Gene Ontology annotation, molecular function: protein binding. NCBI's taxonomy places the organism in Eukaryota, Viridiplantae, Streptophyta, Magnoliopsida, Zingiberales, Zingiberaceae.
AUGGAUCAUUGUACUGGAGAUCUCGCCGUCGCCGUCCCCUUCGUCUGCAAGUCCUGGUACCGCGCCUCCCUCGACCCUAGCUGCUGGCGCCGCCUCAACUUCCGCUCCCUCGAUUUCACGCCCUGGAGCCCUUUCUCCCGCGCCUUUGCGCUCCGCUACUGCCUCCACUCCCCCCUCUCCUUCUCCGCCUUCCUCCGUUUCGCCCUCCACUGCUCCCACGGCAUCGUCGACCAACUCGCCUUCCCCCUUUCCUCUGCCGUCUCCAUCCACGACCUCGCCUAUGCCUCUGUCAAAUGCCUGAGAUUGAAGGCGCUGGCUUUGCCGGACAACCUGAUGCUGGAGGACGACCUUCGAAUCCCGGAGCUGGUGCGGCGGUGGAAGGAUCUGGAGCAUCUGGAGAUGGAGAUAGUUGGCAUCUUCGCCCCGCCCAUCCUCUCUUCCUCGCGCUCCUGCAAUCUGUCCUUUGCUAUCCCCAUCUCCCUCCCCAAACCUUUGUCUUUCGCCACCUCUUCCCUCCCACGCCUUCACUCACCUACCUCGCGAAACCCGGGGCCUUUCCGUGCCCAAGUUAGUGUCUCCGCUGCUUAG